GGUCCGACGACUCCGGCUCCCGAGCGGGGACGGUGGGCAGCUAGGGAGGGCUGGGCCUCCCCGCCUGCCAUAGUCUGCCUGCCGCACCCUUGUUCCUGCAGCUGUCCAGUUAUCUUUUGACUGCCACAUAUGGACCCCAAAAGAUCUCAAAAGGAAACUGUCCUCAUUACAGGAGGAGGUGGCUAUUUUGGUUUUCGCCUGGGCUGUGCUCUGAACCAAAAGGGAGUCCACGUGAUUCUGUUUGACAUCAGCAGCCCUACUGAAACCAUUCCAGAAGGAAUCAAGUUUAUACAAGGAGACAUCCGCCACCUGUCUGACAUAGAGAAAGCCUUCCAGGAUGCAGACAUCACUUGUGUGUUCCAUAUUGCCUCUUAUGGUAUGUCAGGGCGGGAGCAACUCAAUCGAAACCUGAUCGAAGAAGUCAACAUCGGGGGCACAGACAACAUCCUCCAGGCUUGCCAAAGAAGAAGGGUGCCCAGGUUAGUUUACACCAGCACUUUCAAUGUCAUCUUUGGAGGUCAAGUUAUCAGAAAUGGGGAUGAAUCUCUGCCCUACCUGCCUCUUCACCUCCACCCUGAUCACUACUCUCGGACAAAGUCUAUUGCAGAGAAGAAGGUGCUGGAGGCGAAUGGUACACCCCUGGACAGAGGCGACGGUGUCUUAAGAACCUGCGCUCUGAGGCCAGCUGGCAUCUAUGGGCCUGGAGAACAAAGACACCUUCCCAGAAUAGUCAGCUACAUUGAGAAGGGUCUGUUCAAGUUUGUCUACGGGGACCCCAGGAGCCUGGUUGAGUUUGUCCACGUGGAUAACUUGGUGCAGGCUCACAUUCUGGCCUCAGAAGCCCUGAGAGCUGACAAGGGCCAUAUUGCCUCUGGGCAGCCCUACUUCAUCUCAGAUGGCAGACCCGUGAACAACUUUGAGUUCUUCCGGCCUCUGGUUGAGGGCCUGGGCUACACGUUCCCAUCUACCCGCCUGCCAUUGACCUUGGUCUACUGCUUUGCUUUUCUAACAGAGAUGGUUCACUUCAUUUUGGGUCGACUCUACAACUUCCAGCCCUUCCUCACUCGCACUGAAGUUUACAAAACUGGUGUCACACAUUAUUUUAGCUUAGAGAAAGCCAAGAAAGAGCUAGGUUAUAAGGCUCAGCCAUUUGACCUCCAGGAAGCAGUGGAAUGGUUUAAAGCCCAUGGUCAUGGCAGAAGUUCUGGAAGUCGUGACUCAGAGUGUUUUAUUUGGGAUGGGCUAUUGGUUUUCCUCCUGAUUAUAGCAGUUCUCAUCUGGCUGCCUUCUUCUGUGAUUCUGUCACUGUGAAGGAGGGGCCAGAAAUAAGGUGAUCACAGUUGGCUGAGAUGGUUCUCAAGAAACAUGGGUUUUAAAAUGUGUACAGUGGUAUCUGUUGCCAAACAUUGGCUCUUCAAAUUGCUGCUUACGAAUAGGUUCUUGGAUUGAAUCUUUAUUUCUUACUUCCUUGCACUAAGCCAGAUGGGAAUGAAAAGAAAGAAGCAGAGAUUAGUUUGAAAUUUCAUUUCUUAUGUCCUUCUGUUUUAGGUGGGUACAAUAGAAGUCAGUUUGGAGCCAUAGAAGUAGGCUUAGUUGGGUUGGAGAUGUCUGUCUUGAAUUUCUUAGAAGGCAAGAUACACUUAUUUCCGUUUUAUGCACUCUGCAUCUACCUAAAACCUCUGAUUGAUGUGGGAAUGACAAAACACUAUCAGGCUUGAAAGCAUGUGAAAAAUGCCAAAUUGGCCCAGAUCCCUAACAGAGCAGUCCUCGAGGGGAUGGUAGCUAUUGCUGGAGAGGAAUUAGCUAUUCACAGUGUCCAUUUUAGGUGUUAACUUUCGCCCUUUGUGAUAUCGGGGCACUAUGCCUAUGUGAACACAUGGUAAUGUUUGAUGUUUAGGCCUUUAUCCUACCUCAUAGGAUUCUUUUGAGGAUUAAAUUAAAGCAUACAAAGUGCUCCUUAACACACAUAGCCAUUCUUUUUAUCAGAAUUUUCAUGGUACAUUCCUUAUGAGGGCUUUCUUCCUCAGUGUUCUCUUUAGAGGGCUGUUGCUACUGGACUUUCUGGAAUGUCUGGGUGUGCCCUCAGAGCCUGCAACAAGUGUAUUUGGAUAUGCUCUAAAGUUUUGGCCUCCAAGAAGGCGAAAAGGAAGCAGCUAAAAAUCUGAUGAUUAAGGGAGUCAAUCAAGCUAAUGCCAUUUUUAGUUUAAAAAAUGAAGCAUAGCUCUAAACUCAUAGACUGGUUUUCUUACUGGGAAGAAGUUUGGCUCUCUGAAGACAGCUUCCAGUGAGGAAUGUUGAACAGUGGCAGCACUGUCUGGCCACCCACGAACUGUUACCGAUGAUCCAGUUACACUGUUGCAUAGGAAUCCAAGUGGAAAGAAGACAGAGUCCAUGUCUGUCCAUGGCUCCAGCUACAGAAAGGAUAACAUGAGAACAUUACAAGGGGGACACAUUACUGUGGAAAGUUCUGCUAGAGUUACUCUGAGAGUAUCUACAAAUAGAUGAGAAAUCCCUGUUGAAUGCUGCCUGGAUGUUUUCAGAAAAGCUCUGAACUUGAUGUCAGAACACCGACACCAUGAAUAUCAUGUGUGGCCUUAACCAAGGAACAGAAGCCCUUUAGAACUUAGCUUCCUCACUUGGGACCUGGGACUGACUGCAUUUGCCCUUUCUAUAAACCCACCCACCUCAUAGGGUUCAUUGGGAGCAUAAAGCAAGAUGUGGUGAAAGUACUUUUAAUAUAAAUUGCAACAUCAAUAUGA
Mandrillus leucophaeus (drill) is the source of this 2759-nucleotide messenger RNA. It is a transcript of the gene SDR42E1, whose product is annotated as short chain dehydrogenase/reductase family 42E, member 1. The record is from RefSeq and is a predicted model, not a curated record. The transcript is spliced from 3 exons. Gene Ontology annotation, molecular function: 3-beta-hydroxy-Delta5-steroid dehydrogenase (NAD+) activity. Bases 130 to 1311 code for a protein of 393 amino acids. NCBI's taxonomy places the organism in Eukaryota, Metazoa, Chordata, Mammalia, Primates, Cercopithecidae. Gene Ontology annotation, biological process: steroid biosynthetic process.